CUGCCCUCGCCUUUUACCAGUCCUUUUCCUCUUGAAGCCGAGUGUGUGUAGCGAAGUCGUGGUGGGGCGAAUUUAGACAUUUGCGCGCCGCCUGCAAGACACACGUCAACCGGAACGAAUCAAAAACAAUGCGGUCAAUAUGAAAGUGAAGUAACCGAGAGAAAAAAAAAACUAACAUUUAAACGUAGGCUAUAGAAGCUGCUUAACGAUUCGGCUCACUCAAUUAUUUUGUGUUGGUUGCUGUUACGAGGUUGGGCACCACGAUGAUUUUCUUCCGGAGAGCGGAUUCAUCGACAGCGGUGCUGUCCCUCGCGCUGCUUGUGUGUUCGUGGAUGAUGUUGUGUGACGGCAAGACGGAGGACAUGAACCCUUUCACCGCGUCUACCGAAGAGCCUGAAGUUAAGUAUUUGGAUACGCUCAAGCAGUGGAUCGCCAGCGCCAUGGACCGAGCACCACGCGGCCUUAUGCGGAAGGUCUUGGCAGCCGACAUCUCGGUCCAAUGCAGCCUUGGUCUCGUCAAGCUCGUUCGUGGGAUCCGCAACCUGGAACCAUGGGUUCUCCGACUGUUGGAUGCGACGGGCAAGUACCCCACUGGCGUCCUCCAGGUUUCGCGAACGGACCUGGGUGCCUUCGACGAGUGCAUCGAAACCGUGGUGCUAAACGACUUUGGGCACGAGACGAUACGCGGCCAGUACUGCAACCUGCAGCUUUACUCCGGGAACAAGAGCGACCUGGACGACCGAAUCAUGGCGGCCAUUGCUCUUAGGCACCCCAGGAUCGGAAGGUUCAGGGCGCAUGCUAAGGAGCGGCGAAUCCCGUUCGCGCGCAUUGGAAUUUGCGCAAUGGACGCCUGCAAUGAACGAGAAAUGGAGGCUCUUAUGAGAGCAGUGCUUCCUCCUGGCAUACAUGUCACCAUAUCUGAUUGCGUCACAGAAGUUUCCCCUGGCUGGACAAGAACGCAGCUUGUCAUCGUCGCAUUUUUAGCUUUUCUAACGGCUAUGAUUGCGAUUGGCACAACCUUAGACGUCCGCAGUAAAAGAACGCUCCAGAAAAACCAGAAACAGAACAUUUUAGUCACUUUUCUGAAGUCCUUUUCCGUGGUGGCUAAUACUCGGAGCAUCUUCAAAACAACGAGAGACAAAUUCUCCGAUGACUGCAGCCUGGGAUUCCUGCAUGGCAUGAGAUUUAUCAGUCUCAUCUGGAUAGUCGUUGGACACUGCUACGUUUCAAACUCGCACGUGUGGUCCCGCAUGGUCAACGUAAUAUUAUACGCCGAUGGCUGGACAAGUGUGUUCGCAGGAGUGGGAAGUAUCGGCUUCGACAGUCUCUUCUUCCUGUCUGGAUUUCUUCUAGCUUACGUCGUGUGCAAACACAAGGGGACUAGAGUGACAGUUUUUCUGUUUGAAGUCACAAAACGAUACAUCAGGACCACGGCGCCCAUGUUCUUCGUUAUAAUGUGCCUGUACCUGCUGCCACUCAUUGCGUCGGGACCGAACGCGAAAGCAUACUUCACCAAGAUCCACAACGACUUGUCUGCACACUGGCUACUUCUACUGCUGCAAGUGCAAAAUUACGCUGUUACUGCGGACCCCAAUGUCCCACCACUUGUGUAUUUGUGGUACGUGUCCAUGGAUUUCCAGUUUUUCCUUCUGUGUCUACCGAUACUCCUUCUGGUGAAAAAUAGACCAAGGCUUGCCGUGGCCGUUUUCUUGUUCCUUUCAUUGGUGGGAUGCUCUGUGGCAACAUGGCAAGUGGCCGGGAACGAGAUGACGCCCUUCGUCGUGCCUCUGACCGAAGCGCCAUCGACCUUCCUGAGGACCCGUUCCUACUACUUUUUUUAUCCGUACUAUCAUGCCGUGUGCUGCUUCAGUGGCUGUUUAACGUAUUUCGUUGCGGCGAUCUUCAAGGAAAGAAAAAUACACAGGGCGUUGCAAAAGGCGGCGUGGUGCUUCGCCAUUGCCAGUGGCUUGUGCUGCAUGUGCAUUAAGAGGCCUUGGUACCAAACCAGUGCCCCAACAACCGAAUUUGGCAAGCUGUGCACAGCGUUCUUCGACCGAAUCCUGUGGUCCGUGUUCCUGGCCUGGGUCACUUUCGCUUGUGCCACAGGGCGAGGAGGCUUCGUGACCUGGUUUCUGUCUUGGCGCGCCCUUCGUCCCCUCAGCAGGCUGGCCUUAGGCAUGUACCUAGUGCACAUGCCUUUCAUGCAGUUCACUUUGAACAUCUCCAGGGAAAGGAUGUUCUUCUCGCACUUCUUCGUGAUGUCCUUCGCCAUGGUCAUACUCACCUGGGGCUUUCUUCUCACCUACCUGCUCUAUGUGUACUGCGAGGCGCCAGCUUGCAGAAUGGUGGAGCUCCUCUUCAGGACUCGGUGUACGAAGAGCGAUGGUACAGCCGGCGACGAGCUGCCGAUCGUCUUCGGUUCCGAAGAAAAACUGCCACAUAUCAGCACAACGUUCCCUAAGGUCGAAAAGGGCACUGCAACGAAGAAGAUGGACAUCAUAAAUAAAUUUGACAGCUUUCAUCGCGGCAACAGUAGCCUCGUAAGUUGCCAUCUAUAGUUUCGUUUUCUGCAGUAGAGUUCCUACCAAUAAUGCCCAAGAAGCAACUGUGUACAAAUGUUCUGAUGAGAUAGCCCCAAUUAAAAAGGUCGCAAUUCAAAUACAGCUGUGUUUUUACAUGUAAAUAAACAAAAAUAAUCAACAAUUUUUUGUUUAAUAUUGUUGAAGGUGACAUGCAUGUCAUGCUGCAUAAGCGUCAUUGAAUACCUCUUCAAACUGCAUCUUAUCUGAAGAAACUUGCAAUAACAUGUAAUCCACUUUGGCAUUGCACUGGAACGCCACCAUUUAAAUGUACACUGAUUGUCGUCAGUUAUGUACCACUGAAGAGGUUCAUAGAAUUGCCGCUAGCUUUAGCAUUCCUUUUUCUUGCAGGAACGAUAAUCUUGCAGAGUCGCUAAAAGUUUUCCAUAAGAUUUACUGA
Messenger RNA from Dermacentor silvarum, 2979 nucleotides. RefSeq names its product nose resistant to fluoxetine protein 6. The transcript is spliced from 15 exons. NCBI's taxonomy places the organism in Eukaryota, Metazoa, Arthropoda, Arachnida, Ixodida, Ixodidae. The coding region runs from base 264 to 2558 and encodes 764 amino acids. The record is from RefSeq and is a predicted model, not a curated record. Gene Ontology annotation, molecular function: acyltransferase activity, transferring groups other than amino-acyl groups.